AUGUCUGGACAGGCUGUUGCUGAUAUCGGUUUGAUCGGUUUGGCCGUUAUGGGUCAGAACUUGAUCCUUAACAUGGCUGACCACGGAUUCACCGUCUGUGCCUACAACCGUACCACCUCCAAGGUCGACGCUUUCCUUGACAACGAGGCCAAGGGCAAGGCCAUCGUCGGUGCUCACUCCAUCGAGGAGCUCUGCUCCAAGCUCAAGCGCCCAAGGCGUGUCAUGCUCCUCGUCAAGGCCGGUGCCGCCGUCGACUCCUUCAUCGAGCAGCUCUUGCCUUUCCUCGAGAAGGGUGACAUCAUCAUCGACGGUGGUAACUCCCACUACCCCGACACCAACCGUCGCUGCGACUACCUCGCCGAGAAGGGCAUCUUGUUCGUUGGUUCCGGUGUCUCUGGUGGUGAGGAGGGUGCCCGUACCGGUCCUUCCCUCAUGCCCGGUGGUGCCAAGGACGCUUGGCCUCACUUGAAGGAUAUCUUCCAGUCUUGCGCUGCCCAGACUGACGGCGAGCCCUGUUGUGACUGGGUCGGUGACCAGGGUGCUGGACACUACGUCAAGAUGGUUCACAACGGUAUUGAGUACGGAGACAUGCAGCUCAUCUGUGAGGCUUACGACAUGUUGAAGCGUGGUGUUGGAUUGACCAACCAGGAGAUCGCUGACGUCUUCGAGAAGUGGAACAACGGUGUCCUCGACUCUUUCUUGAUCGAGAUCACCCGCGACAUCUUGAAGUUCACUGACGACGAUGGUACUCCCCUCGUUGAGAAGAUCAUGGACACCGCUGGUCAGAAGGGUACCGGUAAGUGGACCGCCAUCAACGCUUUGGACCUCGGUAUGCCCGUCACCCUCAUCGGUGAGGCUGUCUUCUCCCGUUGUUUGUCCUCCAUCCGCGAGGAGCGUGGCCGCGCUUCCGAGCGCCUCGCCGGUCCCGUCAUCGACAAGUUCUCCGGUGACAAGGCCAAGAUCAUCGACCAGAUGGAGCAGGCCCUCUACGCUUCCAAGAUUAUCUCCUACGCCCAGGGUUUCAUGCUCAUGCGUGAGGCCGCCAAGGCUUACGGCUGGACCCUCAACAACGCCGGUAUUGCCCUCAUGUGGCGCGGUGGAUGUAUCAUCCGUUCCGCCUUCUUGGGUGACAUCACCAACGCCUACAAAAAGAACGCCGACCUCGAGAACCUCCUCUUCGACGACUUCUUCCACGCUGCCAUCGAGAAGGCUCAGCCCUCUUGGCGCCAGGUCGUUGCUCAGGGUGCUUUGUGGGGUAUCCCCACCCCUGCUUUCUCCACUGCUUUGUCCUUCUUCGACGGAUACAGGGCUAAGCGUCUCCCUGCUAACUUGUUGCAGGCUCAGCGUGACUACUUCGGUGCCCACACCUUCCGUAUCUUGCCUGAGUUCGCUUCCGAGAAGUACCCCAUUGACACCGACAUCCACGUCAACUGGACCGGACGUGGUGGUAACGUCUCUGCCUCUACCUACGAUGCUUAA
Molecule: messenger RNA, 1479 nt
Organism: Saitoella complicata NRRL Y-17804
Lineage: Eukaryota; Fungi; Ascomycota; Saitoellomycetes; Saitoellales; Saitoellaceae
Product: putative 6-phosphogluconate dehydrogenase Gnd1
Exons: 2
Coding region: 1-1479 (492 amino acids)
Biological process (GO): pentose-phosphate shunt; pentose-phosphate shunt, oxidative branch
Cellular component (GO): cytosol
Molecular function (GO): NADP binding; phosphogluconate dehydrogenase (decarboxylating) activity
Source: RefSeq, a predicted model, not a curated record